Meloidogyne enterolobii is the source of this 417-nucleotide messenger RNA. NCBI's taxonomy places the organism in Eukaryota, Metazoa, Nematoda, Chromadorea, Rhabditida, Meloidogynidae. The record is from the annotation of a GenBank genome assembly.
AUGGGGGGAUUUGCUGUAGAAGGUGGUGGUGAAAGAUUUAUCCCGUUAGACUCGCCAUUUGCGCUAACUGAUUCUCCACAUCCCCCAAUAUUUGCUGCUAUUUUUCGACGCACUACGGGGGUCAAGGUCGAUUUAAUUACUUUUUUUGCAGAAAAUUUUUAUUUGACCGAAUUAUUUUGUGUCCAAAAAACGCAAAAGUUGACCAUUUCGUCACUAAGGGAAAAAUUUGCUAUUUCGCCACUAAGGGAAAAUCGGGACAUUUCGUCACCUAGGGAAAAUCGAGACAUUUCGUCACCGAGGGAAAAUUGGGACAUUUCGUCACCGAGGGAAAAUUGGGACAUUUCGCCACUCAGGGAAAAAUUUGCCAUUUCGUCACUAAGGGAAAAUCGGGACAUAUCGCCACUAAGGGGAAAUUAG